AUGUCCGCAGAGGCAUCCUCAUCGACUUCAGCCGCACACGCUUCGGUAUUAACCCCCUCGGAAGCUCUUCCGGCUGAUGCUAUACACGUCAAGGGCCCCGACUACAAUCAGCCUAUCGAUUUGUUCCAGCUACUCGGGGGUUACGAACGGAUAGGGUUCCAGGCUACUGGGCUCGCUAGGGCCAUACAGGUCAUCGAGAAGAUGGUAAGUCGAAUCAUCAGGUUCCUUGCCCAGAACAAGUAUAUCGACUGCCUCGUCACAACAGCAGGAGGCGUAGAGGAGGACUUCAUCAAAUGCCUCGGUUCGACGGUUCUCGGCGAGUUCUCUCUGGACGGCGCGACGCUCCGCAAGAAGGGGCUGAACAGGAUUGGGAACUUGUUGGUGCCCAAUUCGAAUUACUGCGCGUUUGAAGACUGGGCGGUGCCGAUCUUGCAUGCGAUGGUGAAGGAGCAAGAAGAGGACGGGGCACGGUGGUCGCCGAGCAAAGUGAUUGCGAGGCUGGGGAAGGAGAUCAAUGAUGAGGAGAGCGUGUACUACUGGUGCUGGAAGAAUGAUAUACCAGUGUUCUGUCCAGCACUGACAGACGGAUCAUUGGGCGACAUGAUGUACUUCCAUACGUACAAGACCGACGCUCAACUCGUGGUCGAUAUAGUGUCCGACAUUCGCCGGCUGAACGAUAUGAGCGUUCAUGCGAAGCAGGCGGGGAUGAUAGUGCUGGGAGGAGGGGUGUGUAAGCACCAAAUAGCGAACGCUAUGCUGUUCCGCAAUGGAGCGGACUAUGCUGUAUACAUAAAUACAGGCCAGGAAUACGACGGCUCAGAUUCUGGCGCUCGCCCGGACGAGGCGGUAUCAUGGGGCAAGAUUCGCGCUGGCGCCGAAGCCGUCAAGGUAUAUGCCGAUGCUACACUCGUCUUCCCAUUAGUGGUCGCUGCUACCUUCGGCAAAGCACACUGGGCUGCCCAGGCUGAGGGGAAGUGA
Molecule: messenger RNA, 978 nt
Organism: Dioszegia hungarica
Lineage: Eukaryota; Fungi; Basidiomycota; Tremellomycetes; Tremellales; Bulleribasidiaceae
Product: Deoxyhypusine synthase-domain-containing protein
Exons: 6
Coding region: 1-978 (325 amino acids)
Biological process (GO): peptidyl-hypusine biosynthetic process
Cellular component (GO): cytoplasm
Molecular function (GO): deoxyhypusine synthase activity
Source: RefSeq, a predicted model, not a curated record